Messenger RNA from Micropterus dolomieu (smallmouth bass), 863 nucleotides. RefSeq lists its product as uncharacterized. The coding region runs from base 184 to 531 and encodes 115 amino acids. Lineage: Eukaryota; Metazoa; Chordata; Actinopteri; Centrarchiformes; Centrarchidae. The transcript has 2 exons. The record is from RefSeq and is a predicted model, not a curated record.
UACUGUUCACAUAGGGGACAGAGGAAGACCAGUACAGAGAGAUAGCCAUAGUGAGGAGAUCUGGUGGAGUGAAAAGAAGCAAAGAAACAGAGAAGAUUCCCAAAGUUUUAUGAGAAGGUUUAUACCAGGGAGGCAACAAGUGAAUCACACGUACACCUGCCCGCACUUUCAUACCCUCGCAGCAUGGACCGAGACAGUCACAGUGAGGAUACUUUGUCCACCAUGGUUCUGGAGAACAUUAAAAACAAACUGAUUCAUGCCUUCAGGGCGACAGGAGAGUCUGGACGAGAUCCUCAAGACUCUGGCUCCACCGUCAGACCAGUCAGCAUCGGCAGGAGUUAUCAAGCUAAUGAAGAGCUGAGGAGGGCGCAGAUAGAUGGAGCGAUAACCUGGCUGAGGUCUGAACUGCUGGAGAUGCGCUCACAGGACCUCCAGCUGGCUCAGACCCUGCUGGGGCUCAACACAGAGAUCCAAAGACUAAGGAGGGAGAGUUUCAGAGGAGUGGAAGUAGAGGGGGAUGAUCGGCCGUAACCGGCCCCAGUAGGGAGCCCCUUCUCUGGGGUAGAGCAGGUGGAAAAGUGCUCUUACUGGAACCCAUAAUGGCUUGGAUGUAACUGAAAACUCAAAAAUUUAAACAGAAAAGACUGAAUGCAUUUGCUUUUGAUAAUGGUUCAUUGUAAGAAAAUGUGUCAUGGUAAAAAGAAAAAUAGACACCAGUUGCGUGUAAAGAAAACCCGGUAGAGAAAUAAGAAAGAAGUAAUGUUGUUGCAUUUGUGUGAUGCUGGCAUUAUUUUUUAGGUAUUGCACUUUGUGCUGAGGAAAGCAGUUUUUACAUGUUUUGUUUCUUCAGGAAACAAGGCAUU